Pygocentrus nattereri (red-bellied piranha) is the source of this 906-nucleotide messenger RNA. Its product is annotated as protein turtle-like. The transcript is spliced from 3 exons. The record is from RefSeq and is a predicted model, not a curated record. The coding region runs from base 18 to 485 and encodes 155 amino acids. Gene Ontology annotation, biological process: negative regulation of T cell proliferation; immune response; cell surface receptor signaling pathway. Gene Ontology annotation, cellular component: external side of plasma membrane. Lineage: Eukaryota; Metazoa; Chordata; Actinopteri; Characiformes; Serrasalmidae.
UCUGUAACUCAGAAAGAAUGCAGGUUGGUUUGUAUCUGCUGCUUGUGCUCCACAUUGCUGAAGGCUGCAAACUGAAUGAUGAAAAGAUAGAAGAGAUUACUGCAUACCCAGGAGGGUCAGUACUGCUGCCCUGUUACUGCACUGACCCACAAGCCACACCUGGGAGAUUUACCUGGAAGAAACUCCCCUCAAACAAAACUAAAUGGGAAGAGAUGUCCAGUGAAAGGAUUCAGUACAGAGACAGAGUUCAGCUGGUUAAUGGUCACUCUCCAGGAAAUCUCUCUCUACUCAUAUCACACCUCACUGAAGAGGAUGGAGGAUGGUACAGAUGUAAGGUUGAAGGCAGCAUCAAAGAUAUCAGCCUCACAGUUGAAGGCUGCACUCUGACCAAGACAACAUUAGAUAUCACAGCUCAUACAGGAGGGUCAGUACUGCUGCCCUGCUCCUGCACUGAGCUACGUGCCAAACCUAAGACAUUCACCUAGAACAAAUACAUCAAUCCAAAUUGGGACACGAUAACCUUUGAAAGUGGUCAGUACAGAGACAGAGUUCAGCUGGUUAAUGGUCACUCUCCAGGAAAUCUCUCUCUACUCAUAUCACACCUGACUGAAGAGGAUGGAGGAGUUUACAGGUGUGAUUUGCCAAGUGGAUACACAGACAUCAGACUCACUGUUAAAGGUAAAACACUGGUUUGUUUUCUGAGUGCAAAGUGUGUUGAAUGAACUGUGUAAGAUUUGUUAUCCUUCCAGUACAAAUGCUCCAAGAAGAGCUUUAAUGAGGGUUCUGUAUUGAGGGUGUGAGCAGUAGUUAACAUUUUCUCCAGUAUAUGAAUGUUUAUCAUGUUCUAUAAUGUCUACAGAAGGGACAUUUAUAUUGUCUCACAGUCCCCACACUGGGACUCUGUAU